AUUAGUGGCUUUCCGGUUUCGAACACCUUAGCGAUUGCGCGUAAGCCAGUUUCUUCAUUGUGCCGCCAGAUUUAUAGCCAACCGGUUCGGCUGACCUGUGUUUGGUUGGUGCCGUCAAUGCUCUCUCCGAUAUCAUGUAGCAGGCUAGUGGCCAUAACAUUUCCUUGAGAGCGAACAACGUUCUCACACAUCUUUCAAAUUCGGAUGUUGUUCAGCGUCUUGUUUCUCUGCAGACCAGAAUUGCUUGACGACGCGCCUUGUGUGCCAACACUUGCAGAGGAUUAUUUUAGCUUGCGCUGGCAUAGCGCGCUCUAAACGUCCAACCUUUUUGAUACCUUUCUCGGCAGUACUCGGUUACUCGGGUUAGGCACGCGGGGGGAUCAGUCCGAAACCACCGACUACCGCCUGUAUGAAAGUUUUGGGAGUCUGGUGUCCAACAGCUGCAGCGUCAUAAAACGAAUCACUUGGUACGAAUGAUAACCGCCAAGUAUUUGAACUCAAGGAAAACUUUGCGUGCUCAGUUUUGCACACUCAACUUGACUGGUCGCAACUGAUGCGCAGUAUAAUACAGGGUUAAUGUUCACCACAUGGUGUCACCCCCUUUAUCCAUGCACACGGGCGCUUUUGCAUUUUGCUCCUGUACGGCCGAGAAUCGAACAUGCGACCAGAAUUUCGUUGCCUAGCUAGGCUAGUUGGCAAUCCCUGUUGAUCACUUACUUCGGAGCGCAAAAUGACACACACUACAAGAAAGAACGCCUUCCACUUUUUCAUACCAAAAUUUGUCAUCAUCAACAGCGGUGGUACUGUAGAGAACUGUGCAGUAUGGUGGUGUGGCUGGUAGUGCUGGGUGGGCAUGGCAUGCAUGCCAGCUGCCCGCACUGUGCCACAGGGCACUCCCUGGGCCCUCCGCCAUCGGCCAUUCUGGAGAUGCCACCCCCGCCACGCCUUCCAUCCUUCCCCAGCUGGGCCGGCCCCAUCUGUGGUGGCAACCACAGCCGCCACUGCCACCACCCUACCCAUCAGCAUACGAGCACAUUCAACGGCUCUGCGGAGUCCUCCGGCUGGUGGCUCAUGGGGCCUAGCUCAGGUGGCGAAGGAGACAAGGCCUGGCCCCUGGCUGUAGUUUUGGUGGCUGGCUCGGCCACAGUGCUCGGUUCUGUCGUGCUGCUGGUUCUGUCCAAGAAAAAGCGGUGGCAGCCAGGCCGCUCCUCUCCAGGCCAUCGUGCCGGCUUGCCUGCAGCUCUCCUGCCUUCCAAGGGCAUCCUGGUGGGGGCCUCCCUGCCGGCUGCAGGAGCCUACGACAACUCGGCUUUCGCGGAAAACGUCGCCAUCACGGGUGACGGCCCACCACGCGCGUCUCUGCUACGCCAGCUGCAACCGCCAUCUCUCGGAGGCUACCGGCAGCUAUCUCACCACCACGGGCCGCCUCAGUGAAUGAGUGUUGGUGGACUCAUAAUACCACACACUUGUUCACCGCAUUCUGGUGUUUCCGUAAUCGGCCACUUCUGAGGAAGUUGUGCUCUUGGAUUUACCUAAAUCAGAGCAUAAAUGAGGGCAAUGUGGAAAGGCACGUAACUUGUAACUACACCAGUAUUUGCUUCCUGUUUAGUGUCGCCUUGCAGAGAUCCUGCGCAAGAUCUUCAAUUCUCAUUUUACAUUGCGAUUUCAAAGAACAGCACCUCGGUAUUGUGGAAUAGCCUCCAUUGUUGGGCACCACUGAGCAUUGAUCAAGAGGACAAAAGUGCUCUUAUAUCCUUGCCACGGUGGCCGCAUUUCGAUAGGGGCGAAAUGUGAAAAACACCUGUGUACUUAGAUUUAGGUGCACAUUACAGAAUUCCAGCUGGCCCAAAUUUCUGGAGUUUCCCACUAUGGCAAUCCUCAUAAUCAGAUCAUUGUUUUGUCAUGUAAAACCCCAUAAUUGAAAAAAUUUCGGAAACGCUCUUGUAUGGCCAACGUAACAUUUAGCCACUCCUGACUGAGUAACAUCCAGUGGUUUCUAAUGCGGGAGGGUGCUUUGCGAGUCUGAAAGUGUCACACACAGCUGCCCACACUGCAGAGAAGUGGCCACUUGCGACUACACGAGGCCGUGUGCUUGCGCGUUCAGGUUAGGGUGCUAGCAUACAGUGUGCCAACGUGGAAAGAAACGCGAUCUGAGUUUAUAUUACACCAAGGAACAGCAGAUGUGGAGCAAAGUAAAUGCGGCUAAUGUCCAGAUUAACUGCAGCAAACUUUGGGUCAGUUGGUUUUGAAUGAGUAGUGCAUGCUAUAUUGCUGCAAUCUUGGCAAAACUCUAGGGCUGGUGAUUGUGUCAUUAAGCCUUUGAGGGUAGAAUUUUUUUCAAAAGAACUGUUCCUUCAUUGUAAAUGUUCUUAAUUGCAGUUUCUAGUAGUAGGGAAUGAUUAAUAAACAAGCUGAGCUGACUAAAGUGGGUCCACUAUACUUGAAGUCUGCUUUAGAAAUUAGGAAUACUUUCUGCCUGUUGCCAGAGAAGCCGAUAGUCUCACAUACGCUGGUACUCCAGGUACAUGGCUCAUCAGUUUGGUUUGUCAGGUUCAUUUAAUGGAUGGAUUGGUUAUCUACAUCAUUCGCCAGAGAAACAUGAAUGGUACAGGUAACCAAUCACAAGCAAGGCCUUAGAGUUCAUCAGCCUUUUUCUGUAGCCUUCGCCUUUUGAAGACAUUGCAGCACAUCUCCUAAGUGGUGUACUCAUUAAGAAAAAUGUCACUGUUGGCUCUGGACAAUUCAAGCUCACAUAAAUCUGAAUCCCUGUUAAAUUGGGUAAAUGUCCAAACUGUGGUGUACUCAGCAGGAAAAAUGGCACUGUUGGCUCGGGGCAAUUCAAGCUGACAUAAAUCGGAAUCCCCAUUAAAUUGGGUAAAUGUCCAAAAUUUUGCUUAGCCCACCACAUCUUCAAAGCACUCUGGGCCUAAAAUUUAAGGAGACUUAAUUAAUCAGGCUUUCUGGCUUCCCAGAGAAGAACAAUGCACUCCAGAAAUGGCUAUUAAAAAGGCUUUCACGAGACGAAGAUAAUUAAAACCUACUCAUGUUUUAUAUUGCUACCUGUUGCUGGGGUAGUUGGUUUAAGCUUUUAGUGAUGUUUAGGGCGCACACUACAAUGGCAAAAAAAUUGUCAGGCACAGAAAAAAAUGUCCUUUGUAGUUUACGUCCUAAACGUCAUUUAAAAAAAAGUUUAAUCUUCAUGCUUCUGUAGGUAUUGACAGGUGUCACUGUGAGGGGGCAGCACUGUCCUAAUCAGCGAGAGCAUGGCUGGAUUGUAUAUUUCUUCACUACGCAUUCUGACCACGUAUCUGUUAGAAUACUACUAAGUGUGUAUGAUAGCCCGUAAUUAUUCAGGCCACAUUUGGACAAGUUAAACUUUCUGUAAUUGCGACGUGUGGUGCCUAAAAGUAUUUACUUAAUUCCGCUUGACUGGCUGUAUCGCCUUUGGGCAGGGAUUGGCUAGCGUUUUGCAUGUCAAAAUCGGUGGCGAGAAACUGGCACAUUUGGCAAGCAUGAAAGUUUACUAGUAUUUUAAAGAAUUCCCUACCAUCUGAAACUUGUUUUAGCUUUUGGCAUUUAAGUGUAUCAGGAAAAACUUCAAGUGUAGUUUGUGGAUGGGACAGUUUUCCCGGGAAAGCUAAUUGCCAUAGACUCCUUUUUAUUUUCACCAAAAGUGAUGCUUCUAAAGUUUGUAAUUAGCCAAUGUUGGCCGGAAUAGUUAUCACCCACUGAGUUCCUUGUUCCCUAGUCAAAUGCUGAGCACCUAAAAGGGUACUGACACAAAAAUUUUCUAUCCCGCUUUUUUGUUUUAUCAGACAGCUAUCGACCCUGUCACGACACUGUCGUGCCAGAAUUCCUUGAGCCCGCAAAAGAUCGCCAAUUAUAUCCUAUUUUAAGGCGACCAUUUCAAUAUGUGCAACAAAUGGAGUAUGGCUUUUUGGUGUAGGGUUUGUUUACAAGUCGUUUCUGCAUGCCACGAAAAAUAGAGGUGACGGUCACGAACGGCUGAUGCACUUAGUGACCGUGUCUCACAUAAGUCAUUCCCCGCUCUUUCACUUCUCUGCAAUUAAGGAACUUGGUUUGCUACUGGCGCUUUUGUUCUUUCUUCAUUCCUAUGCCCCCUGCUGUCUAAAGCAAGGCGAUCACAAUGCGGCUUUGACCACUGCACCGGCCGAUGCGCCUGUGAUACCACAUGAGCCCAUGCUCAAAUUUUCGUGACACUCGGAGAUAGAUGACUUGUAAACAAACCCUACGCCAAGAACUUAGGCACGCUUUUUGAGUUUGUCUCAUUGGAGGAUGUUGUAGUUGAUGAUUUGUUGCACAUUCGAGGAAUUGAGGUGUCGUACUGUAGUUGAGUCUUGCGGCUAACCUAGAAAAAGAAAGCGAGACAAGAAUUUUGUGUCAGUUCUUUAAAUGUUUCAGGGAGGUCUGGCACUCGUCAAUUUUCAAUGUUGACUUGCAAGGAUCAUUCUAAAAUCAAAUCUUAUAGAGGUGGUGGUGUUAUAUAUGGAGGGCAUUGAGAUGGAAAUUGUGUGGGCUGAUGCUGGCUGGCACUGGUAACAUUGACGGGAUGUCAGGGUAUGUCACUGCAUGGUGUCAUUGCCCUCAUACGGUGACCAGUGAUGUUCUUUGGCUUUACUCCAAUGAAUCUCAUUUUUCUUGCCUGCAAAGAUAACCUGCAAUUCCUUCUUGUGCUCCAUGGUUUCGGUAGCAAUCUUUGUUCUGACCUAAAACUGGCAGCUGAUGUGUUAUGGGGUUAGUAGACAAGGCUGUGCUACCAGCAGACGUCAAAGUGCGUUGCUCUGCUUCGACAGCAUCCAGUAGCAACCUGUGUGGUCUGCUUCACAACCAGGAUGUUUUAAAGUGUAAGAUGCCUGUCUUGUGUUUUUGUGUUUGUGUUGUUUUACUUUGUGGCUUCUAUCGGUAAAUUUAUGAUCCAUUUGCUUCAUACAGGUUUGAUGAGUGUGGUUUACAGUCUGUUAUGCGUUAGCUUUCAAGAAAAUAACUUUUUUGCUCUGAUACCGUCUUAUUAAUUAAUAUUUGCUGUGUAACUGUGCAAAAGAUUGUAUUCUGAGAGAGAGGGAAAAAAACUUCGCUGCAGCCUUAAUUGUUUCUGAACUGAUACUGCAUCUGUACUUGAAGCUACAAGGCAACUGAAUUACUUGAUAUUCUUGAAACCACGCUCAACACUGAGCAGACAUGUUGUCAAGCAGGGACACACAGCUAUGGGGGACGCGUUGCAUGAUCAUGCUUCCGAUUGACUAAUGCCAAGUUUAUGUAGCUUCUAUGGCAGUGCAAGAAGUGAUUUUUUUUUUCUUGAUCGUGCCACUAUAAUUCAGUUCUGUACUUCCAACAAAGCCUUCUCCUGUGUUCACCAGUGUAGUCUUCUGUAUAGAAAUCCUCAUACAUGGGCCAUGACUUUUUCUCAAGUUACCCGCUAAUUGUAAGUCUUAACGUCAUAACCGACUUUCAAGAGGCGUACUUUCAUUACUUGUGGUGCUUUGUUCAUGGUGAGGUGCAUCAUCGAAAUUUGUUAAUCUUUUAUGCGUUUUAACCUCCCAUCUUGGAUUUCUCUAGUCUUAAUCUUGCCGCAGGUAGUUCGCUCACCUUUUUUUACUCAGUAUUAAGAUGUUUGUUCACACUGGGAAACUGCCAGGGACUUUGGCUUCUUCAACUCUGCCAGAGUUUCAAGACGUCUCAUGAUCCCCUUUCUAGAGCUGUGAUAUACUCGCACCAGGCUUCUGCGAGCCUUAAAAAAAUGUUGGAUGCUUGUGUGCACUGUCAGCAGCUUUUGAUGAAAUCGCAGCAGCAUGGUUGUUUGCAAGCUUCUUACCUGGGGAGAUGGGACAGCUUGGAUGUCUGUGUUUUUUUCUUCCUUUUUAAGAAUGAGUUUGACUUUGAAGCUGUGUAGCUCUUGUGCAAUAACGUUGCUCAGAUAGUUUGCAUUCUCUCGUUUCUUAUGGUGUACUAAACGUUUGCUAGUCAUGCUAUUGUGCAGGUUAAUGUUGAUCUUUGUGUGUUCCUCAAUUUUGUUCUGUAACUCUCUCAGUGGCAUCGGCUCACGAGUUGUUAUAGCUUGGAACAGGUGUGUCUGGUCAGGGCUCUUUUUCUUUUAAAGUUCUGUUGGGCGAUUUUCAGCAGUGUUGGCCUGCCUACUUUAUGUUGGUCACUUUGUGCAGUUUGAAACUGCAGAAAAAUUGAGGUCAGAAAACUGCCCGUCAUUGUGAACAUGCAUUGAUGGAUCCCAUGUGCAAGAAGUCCUGGUUACAAUUGGUAAAUUGUAGUUGACUGCUGAUAAUAAAUCGAGCUGACAGUGCUUCAUUUCAGCAUGAAAGAAAAUUAAGCUAGGCCAGUUAUAUUGAAUGUUUCUACUUGAAAAUUGACUGGCGCUACAUCAUCUUGGCGGGAGCUGGUUGAUUUAUUUUCAAAUUUAGUUACGCAUGUAAACUUGAAGCACAAAGGAAAAAUGGUGGUGACAGGAUAGACAAGCACUUCAAGUUUACCAAUUAUGGAAUACCAAAUAGCCUUGCCUAAAUUAAGCUGGCACGGCGUACAACUGCUCUGUGGGCACUGUUUGUUGUUAAAGUGUAGCACCCACUCUGUGCAGGCCUUUGGCUCAAAACAGGCACAAAGAGCUGUCUGGCACUGUGCUACGUAAAGGACAUUGCAGGUUUUUGAACUGCAUAAAAAUAAGUGCGAGCCUUUGGGUCAGUCAUCUCCGCAACUAAUUGAGACCUUGACCUAAAACAAGGAGGAUAGACCUCAUAAGCAAGGUUUUACAGGGACAGUCCAACAUUCUAUAUUGAUUCUGUGUUAUUCCUUAUGGAGCAUUCCACUGGUGCUAGCCCCUCCCAAGCAUGGAGCUAGAUGAAACCUGCCCGAGCCAAAUGUUCAGCUGCUUGCAGAGCGGCACUCUGUCAGAGCUCAAAGGUCAGCCACUCUUGUUUCACACUUAGCAGGCAAUGCUGUGGAAGCUGCACGAGUUCCGUCUCACUCAUCCGUACAAGUCGCAGUGCAGUUUUUUGACCUGUGGCACUACAGAGUAACUACUUCCUGCAUCUCAGCUACAGGUGGUGGAUGUAAGGUUAUGUAAAACAUUUUCUUUUGGGCACCAUAGGGUGCUAUUUAGGUGCACGUUAAAGAACCCCAGGUGGUCGAAGUUUUCGGAGUCCUCCACUACGGCGUGCCUCAUAAUCAAAGAGUGGUUUUGGCACGUAAAACCCCAUAAUUUUAUUUCUUUUAACCAUAGGGUGCUGCUUCCAGUAUGCGAUGUAUUAUGUUUUGGUUGUGAGCGCAAGCAUUGCUCUAUGGGCACAGAUCGAAGAAACGUCUAACGCCACUUGUUCGUUGGCAAAUAGGUUCAGAUCUGCGACACCAUCCACGUGCCAAUAAAGUCGUAUCUUGCAACAUGAAAGUGUGAGUCUACAUGAUGGUAACUGAGCACUCGAUGCCUUUCUUUCAUAUGUGACUCACUAUGUCAGUUGUGAAUGCAAGCAGUGAGAGAGCCUGCUGUGUAUGAAAUGGAGUACAGUUGCCAACCAAUAAUUCAGACUCAACGGGGACCGCCUAGAAAGUCAGAAUGAACAGGAGUCCAAAAUGCUGGUUUCACCAAACAAUAAGUGAUCUUAUUUUAAAAGUGGCCAAUAAAUGUGUACCAUAUUCUCGGAUCAUCACUUUUGUGGAUACCUUCGAUUUCGCGGGACUAAAGCAAAGCGCACGGCAACGAGCGACGGAAUUCUUGGCACAGUACCAAUCGUGCUGUCUCAUCACAGCGUGGAAAUGCUGCGACCCUCUCAAUGUGUUUGGUGCUAGUCGCGCGAAAUGUUGUGGAAGUAAAAACUAUCCGAGAAAGUUAUCAUCCAAGAAUAUGGCCCAAGUUUGUCAACACGUUGCUGCACGUAUAUAUACUUGCCUUUACCCUAGACAUUCCAUAUUUGCAAUUUUCUAGCCAUGCCAUUUCACGCUUUUUGCACUUCGUCAAUGACCAGAGUGACGCUCACCAACAGGAUCAACCGGCCGUGAAUGAUGGAUGAUAAGAGUGGCAUACAAUCAAGCAGAAGGCAUCACUACAAUAUCGCAGCCCGUAUAUUGUCAUGCUGUCGCUACAGAUAGACAAAAUGCAGUCAAUGCACAUACUGGAUUAUCAUCGGCGACUACUUGAUCAACUGGGCUUCACUAGUUUUGGUUUCGAGAAAGCACUGGUGACAUAUCAAAUUGAAAAUAUGGCUAUUUCUGCUCUACUGGGUGACCAAUUUAGCACGCGGUUGUGCAGUUGGAGUCCAAGUUAUCGGAUAGCGCACUGUAAAGGGUCUGAAUUCUUAAGCUUAUGGGGCAUAUGGCUGUGCCACAGAGUUGCCCAAAUUAUCGGUCAACAACUAUUUAGCACUAUGAGCUGUAGUGUGGUGCUCCAAAGGGAGCCAGGCAAUUGUGUUCCAAGCACUUGUCCAGCCAAAUAUAAAGCGAACCACAAGAGUGCUCUAAGGUGCUUGAAACAGGGCUGGGCUAAUGUGCCACUCCUCUAAGGCUUUUAAAUGACUUGAGAGUUUUUAAACCUUUCAGUGUCAGGUUUUCUUGGCGGUGACGCACCUCCAGUGUCAUAUUUUUUUCUUGGAUACUCUAAACCCUAACACAUCAUUUUUUUAAUGCAGAAGUGCAAAAAUGACAUGGAUAAUGGCAAAUUCUCUCUUGGUAUGGCCCUGGCAUACCUAUCUGGCGUCAAAAAAAUGAGAAUGUACUGGUACAUCAGUGACACUGAAAGGGUUACUUUAGUGCCGCCGAGGUAUGUUAUGCUUGAGAAUGCAUUUUGUAUGUGACUUUCACUGUUAGAUGAAAUAUGACAGUUGCUGUAUUUUGGUUUCAUGUGUGAGCUUGUUCAUUUUGGUCAUCCUCAGCCAUUUGCAUUGCAAAACUAUUUGUGGAUGUUGCCUUAUGAGUGCUCUGCAUAAUCUCAAUGCGUUAUUGCACUCGGCCGCUUACACACAUGAAAGAAAAGCUGUACUGAAUGAUACUCCAAAUUUGUGAUGACGGCGACAUCGCCCUUGCAACCCCGAAAUUCUGCAGUCUUCCUGCUCUUGACCCUGGCACACACCGACGUCCCGCUGAUGGGCAACGAGGCGGCACACGCCGCGCCUCGAGGUCUCGCACGCCGAGCGCCGCAGCAGAUGGUGUGGCCGCCACCUCCACUCCCGAGAGCAGGUUGUCAGAUCUGCUGGAUCGGGACACUAUGACAAAAAUCCAGCAAUAAAAAGAAUCACUGUAGGCAUGGGGCGAUCGCCUGACCAUGUUCAGAGACCUCGCCCAAUACUACAGACUUGAAAGACACAUUUCCACCACUGUACGAUAAAUGAAACAGGGACGAGGCCGUAACCUUACGCUUACUGCAAAGACACAUCUACCCUAGCCUGGCCAUCUUGCACCACUGUUACCCAGGAUUAUACCCGAUUGAUGCAUGUAAAGCUUGCGGACAGAGAGCAACACUGUGACACAUGCACUGGGAAUGUGCCGGCAACAACGGUACUGAAACCGCCUCUGUUCGCGACGCGUCCGUAACCGCGGCCAUUAACAGUACACAGGAAGCCUCGAGCUCGCUCCUUCCCGACGACGCCCCGGCUGCAGGGACCGUCGGGGACUUUCUCCGUCGGCGCCGCUGGGAGGCGGCUCUCAAAAGUUUGGAGCUGUAAGCUCUGGGCCGUCCGGCAAGCUGAAGAUGCCGCCCCGGUCCAUGACUUCCGGUCGCCACCUGAGGCCACCACAACCAAAACUGCCGGACCAUUCUUUUUAAUAAAGUUUAUUCUGUACUGAAUGAUAGGAAGUUGUUCUAAAUGCACAGUGUCGACAAGGGACAUGCAGCUUUUACUUGUACUACUACUACUACUAUAGCCUCGUGUCUUGCAGAUGCAUUUGUUCUUUCUUUUUUAAUGAAUUUAUUCACUGCUGCUAUUUGCAGGUAAAUGCAUCAAUCAUGUGUCGGACACUUCCUUGUUUGCGGCUGCUUUCUGUUUUCUUUUUUUCUCUCGUAAUCGCAUUUACCCUGACACACGUUGACUCUCAUUUUCCUGUGGUCUUCACAUUGUGUGUAGUCUCUUCUGAAACGAUAGCACAGUAUUUCUAUCACUUGACAAAUAAACGUAUUGAAGGCAAAA
Molecule: messenger RNA, 10142 nt
Organism: Dermacentor andersoni
Lineage: Eukaryota; Metazoa; Arthropoda; Arachnida; Ixodida; Ixodidae
Source: RefSeq, a predicted model, not a curated record